AUGAUGACCAGUUACGUGCAUCGUCAAGCCAGUAACAUGCUUCAAGAGCUAUGCAUGGAAUCUUAUGGAAAGACAGCGGAAAAGAAGCUGGAACUGUUCAUGCAGGCUACAUUUAACGCUUUCAAUACGUCACGUAAAACACUUGUGUCCGAUAGCAGAACAGCAUGGGCAGCGGAGAGCAAGGCGGCUGCAUUCGAUGAAUUUAUGCGUCCUAUGAGCCUUGGUCUUGAUAUGAUAGCAUUUUCAGUAUCGAUUCCUUCCAGAUCGAUAUCUGUAAAUUAUACGCCAGAAUGGAUCAGAAAGGAAUUCGAUACCUUUCUGAAACCGCCACCAUCAAGUUGCUGCACAGGCAUCACUGGAAGAUCUGGUACACUGUACAAGUUGUACCGGAUGAAGAUUGAAGAAAAAGAGCCGCUAUCAGGGAAGAACAUGCUGAAAAACCUUCGGGCAUCGAAGCGCUUCAACUCGUAUGCGAUUGCUCUCUUCCAAGAAGGAAUUCAUGAUGAACUUGCUGAACGACAAAUACGUCGGUUACUUAGAUUAGUUACCAAUCAGAUGUUUUCUGUUUAUCCUCAAAUUAACCAAAGUGUAUUGUUAUAG
Molecule: messenger RNA, 600 nt
Organism: Cooperia oncophora
Lineage: Eukaryota; Metazoa; Nematoda; Chromadorea; Rhabditida; Trichostrongylidae
Source: the annotation of a GenBank genome assembly